AUGGUGCCCGGCUAUGUCCGCCGCCCAUGGCGGCCGGGGAAAGCAAUGGAGACUUUUACCUUCACCCCACUGCCAGUAGCGGUUUCAGCAACAUUCUUGGCUCUCCCACAACAUUAUUUGGAUGUGUGUAAACGUUUCAAUCGGAAAUGCAACCCUUUUGUAUAUCAAACAUUCCAGCUCCUAGAAAAAGAAUAUAGAAAAACUAAGAAAGGAUUUGACAAUGAAAUCACAAUAAAAAUAGCUGGUAACAACCGCUUAAUACCAGUCCAGAGACUCACAGAUGAAGAUUUUGAAAUCCUUAUCGAUACCUUAAAACCACAUAAAAACAUUACAGGUUUGGAUGUUAGAUAUAACCUCUUAACUGAUGAUGGAGCGAAUCAUGUUGCAAGACUGCUUGAGGAAGUCCCAAGUCUCACUUACCUAAAUCUCAUGUUUAAUGACAUUAAGACAGAUGGGGGAGAAGUGAUAGCCAAAGUGCUCCAUAGAAAUCAAACUCUUAAACACCUAAGACUAACUGGGAACAAGAUUGAUAAUAAAGGUGGAAUGUUUUUUGCCACGAUGCUUCAAAUUAAUUCAUCAUUAGAGAAGUUAGAUUUGGGAGACUGUGAUCUGGGGAUGCAGAGUUUGAUAGCAAUAGCAACCGUACUAACUAAAAACCAAUCAAUUAAAGGGAUAAACUUAAACCGCCCUAUACUGAAAAGUGAAGAGGAAGAGUCAACCACCCAUGUGAGCCACAUGUUGCAAAUUAACUCAACUCUUAUUGAACUACACAUGUGUAAGCACGGUAUUAAAAAUUUUGGUAUGCAGCAGUUGUGUGAAGCCCUUUAUACAAACACUGCUCUACGUUACCUGGAUGUCAGCUGCAACAGAAUAACUCGUGAUGCAAUGAUAUAUUUGGGAGAGCUAUUAAAAAGGAAUAAUGUCUUGGAAGUAAUAGAUCUUUCUUCAAACAGAAUAGAAGAUGAGGGUUCCAUGUAUGUGACCGAAGCCCUGGCUUUUUACAACACAAGUCUGAAAGCGUUAUCCAUAGUGAGCAAUAACAUAACUGGAAAAGGACUUACUGCUUUUUCAGAUUCAAUGAAAACAAAUACCACACUUACUAAUAUUUACAUCUGGGGAAACAAAUUUGAUAGUGAAACAUGUGUAGCAUUUUCAAACUUAAUCACUUCUGGUCGUCUAAAGCUAGAGAAUACCGACGUGGAGCCCUACGUAGUAGACGGCUGUGUGUAUCUUGCUGAACUCUCUCACGGCAUUAAAAAACACUAUUACUGGACACCCUCUUACGGAGAAGUCGAUGGCCCUGCAGCCAACGCGGGUCUUGCUAUCGUGCCUGCAGCCAGAAAUCUCUGA
Trichosurus vulpecula (common brushtail) is the source of this 1350-nucleotide messenger RNA. RefSeq names its product leucine rich repeat containing 34 (gene LRRC34). The coding region runs from base 1 to 1350 and encodes 449 amino acids. The transcript is spliced from 11 exons. Lineage: Eukaryota; Metazoa; Chordata; Mammalia; Diprotodontia; Phalangeridae. The record is from RefSeq and is a predicted model, not a curated record. Gene Ontology annotation, molecular function: protein binding.